Molecule: messenger RNA, 1384 nt
Organism: Aspergillus ochraceoroseus IBT 24754
Lineage: Eukaryota; Fungi; Ascomycota; Eurotiomycetes; Eurotiales; Aspergillaceae
Product: lactate/malate dehydrogenase family protein
Exons: 3
Coding region: 358-1296 (312 amino acids)
Biological process (GO): carboxylic acid metabolic process
Molecular function (GO): oxidoreductase activity, acting on the CH-OH group of donors, NAD or NADP as acceptor
Source: RefSeq, a predicted model, not a curated record
GUUGCAGUGACUCAGUGUCAUUCUUUGCCGACUUGUUUGAAGGAUCUCGAGCAUGUCAUCAAGGUGACGUUUAACUCGGUGUAUGACUGACUGACCCCGUUUAGGGUUAUCAACGGGUGAGGUUGAAAAUGGUCACUCCACCAUCAAAAACAAAUCCAGACCACUGACCAGGUCCAGUAUCACGAUUCCUUCCAUUCGGCCGGAACUUGACGGACGCCACCAGAUAUUACAUCAAGUGGUACCUAGGUAUAAUAUAGAGCCGCCAUCAUCGUCUCAAGAAACCUCAAAAAAGCCAAUUCAAUUGAUUGCUGCUGCCAACAUAUAUAAACAAUCUAUCGAGUCAUUCAUCUACCAAAAAUGAGCUCUGCCGGAACGAAGCCAAUCUCGCGCAUUGCGAUCAUCGGCGUUGGUCAAGUUGGCGCCGCUGCUGCAUAUGCUCUCAUCCUCGGUUCCGUCGCCAAUGAGCUGCUCCUCGUCGAUGUCAAAUCGGAACUGAGAGACGCUCAAGUUCGCGACCUCUCUGAUGUCACGUACAGCGGCAACAGAGGCACCCGGGUGCGCGCAGCAACGUAUCGCGAGGCCGCCGAAUGCGAUGUGGUAGUCAUCACCGCAGGGUCCAAGUAUUGUAUCGGCCAGACGAGUCUCGAAUAUACGUACCGCAAUGUGGCGAUUCUACGCACCAUAGUCAAUACGAUGAAGCCGUUCAGGUCCGAUGCGAUCCUGCUUGUUGUGGCGAACCCUGUGGAUUUGCUCACAUCUCUUGCGCGAGAGCUCUCCGGCCUUCCGUCUAGUCAGGUCUUGGGGUCCGGGACUUUCCUCGACUCUGUGCGUCUUCGAGGAUUGUUGGCGGACAAAACGGGGAUCGCUGCCACCUCAAUUGAUCUCUACGCAGUUGGCAUUCACGGCGAGCAGCAGGUUCCUGCAUGGUCCACUGCAACCGUGGCUGGCGUGCCCCUUGACCAGGCGCUCCCAGCUACCGCUUAUAAUCGCAGUGAAAUCGUGAAUGAAUGCAAGCAUCGAUCCCAGAGCAUUAUUAAAGCGAAGGGUGCUAUGCCCUUGGGAAUUGGGUCCAUUGUCUGCAGCAUCUGCUCUUCCAUCCUGCUGGACAAGCACAACGUCCGCCCGGUUAGCCACUUCCAGCAGGAAUAUGGCUGUUGCUUCAGCCUGCCUGUUGUUCUGGGAAGACGAGGCAUCGUGCAGACGAUCCAGAUGCCUUUGAGCGCCGACGAGAAGGCCCAUAUAGCCGAGUCGGCCACUGCUCUGAAGGGCACACUCGAUCGCGUCAAGGAGGUGUAAUGGAUUAGUCUGUAGUAUUUUUUUUUUCAUUAAGGCAUGGGAUGGGGUAAAAUAAUUUAAUGGAGUAAUUACAAUUGGAGAUUCCGAC